CCUGGCUGUCUGAAGCUAGUCCCCUCAGCCAUUAGAUCUGCUUACAUCUCGUAUUUCUAUUUACAAGUUUUGUCAAGAUAUCAAGAUGUUGCCAGGGGAUUUGGAUAUGUAAUUCCCAUUGUUUCCAGUCAUGUAGUUAAUCAGUGGAAAAGCCUGAAGGGAGGACAUAGGUUAUUUGAUCCCAUGGCCUGGUGACAGAAUAUUUUUUUUACCCUACUGCUUCUACAUUUAGAGUUUCAUUCUGUGCCACUGAGGUCACUGAAAAUGAUAUUGACUUUGGUGGGAGCAAAAUAUCAGGCUGCUGAAAAGUGAGCUGUGACAGAACAAUGCUGUAAUUCCAUCAAGAGAGCAACACAGGAUGACUAACAUAUUGUAUAAAGAACUGCCUUUAAUUUUGACAUCAGUUUAUCCUGAAGAUGAUCUGUGUAGCUCAGUCAAGAGCAGUUACAUGGUAUGCUCACUUGGUGAAGGCUCUGGUGCCCUCCAGUGUGAUAUGCCAUGCUGUGCUAAGUCCUUAGGCAACUGGCAGCAACAUGUGGAGCACCUGGGAAGUGAUGGCUGAGAGCUCGUUUGCCCAAGUGAGAAGCCUUCCUGGUGUUAUAUUUGUAAAUGUGAUUAAUGAAAGAGUUUGUGAUGCCCACCCACAGUUUAAGAAGAGAGACAGUUUUGGGGUGAACCUGCUCUGGCACUUGCUAACAUGGAGUAUCUCCACAUCCUGCUCUUCCUGUGCUUCUUGUCAUCUUUCUGCUGGGUUUUACUCCUGGGCCCUUUACUGGGGCUGAAGGGCCAUGCAUAUCUCAGGUUUUGGCAUAUUGUUUUGUUCCUGACAAACAGCAGUGACUUAGGAGUUCCACUGAUGUGAAUCUCAAUCAUAUGUUACUCUGGACAUUUUAGCUGGUUUUGUGAAGCUAUCACUCGGAUGUUUCUUUGAUUCAUCACUUAUCUGUCUCUUAUAUGUUGCUGAUUUAAGCAACUGACUAAUGCCCUGUUAUUGUUCCUCACUAGUUGUCGAGAAGAAGCAAAAUUAUGCCAGUGUGCAUGAAGCAGUGAAAGCUGGUGAUGUAGAACAGCUUGCAUUGAUGAUUAAAAGUGGAGCUGGUGUUAACGAGGUGGAUGUAGUCCACAAAUUCACACCCUUGCACUGUGCUGCCCACUCCGGAAGUCUGGAGUGCCUUCACUGGUUGCUCUGGCACGGAGCUGACACAACUCAUGUGACUGUCAGAGGCUGGACAGCGGCUCACCUUGCGGCCAUCCGAGGGCAGGAUGCCUGCAUGCAGGCUUUAUUAAUAAAUGGAGCAAACACAGAAGCUCAGGAUGACCGUGGGUGCACGCCGGCACACUUGGCUGCAGCCCACGGGCAGUCCUACACCUUGCAGACCAUACUGAGAAGUGGAGCGAACGUAAAUGUUUCAGACAGGAAUGACUGGAAACCUGUUCAUUAUGCUGCUUUUCAUGGUCGUUUGGGGUGUUUGCAGCUUCUUGUUCGAUGGGGAGCAUGUAUUGAUGAUGUGGAUAACAGUGGAAACCUUCCAGCCCACCUGGCAGCAGUGGAAGGACACUUGCAUUGCUUUAAGUUCUUGGUUGGGAAAAUGGCCAGUGUCACACACACGCUGAAAGCCAGGAAUGACCAAGGAGAGACUCCAAGGGACUUGGCUGAACAGUUCUUUAAAGAUAAUAUCCUGCAAUAUAUUGAUGGUAUGGAAAAAGAGGGGGAGCAUCCAGAGACACAGGAAGUUUUAGCUUUCCCAGCUCAUGACGCUGCUUUCAAAGGGGACUUGUUAGUGCUUAGAAGAUUAGUGAGAAGUGGAGUAAUCAAUAUCAAUGAGCGGGAUGAUAAGGGAUACACUCUCAUGCACAAAGCUGCUGAACAGGGGCAUAUCCAUUGCUUACAGUGGUUGAUUGAAAUGGGAGCUGACUGUGACAUUACAAAUGAUGCUGGAGAGACUCCAAAGGAUGUAGCUAAGAGAUGUGCCCAUCUGGCAGCUGUGGAACUUUUGAUACCAAGAACUGGAGACAGUAACUCUAGUGAUGAAGAACUAGAUGCAAACAACAUAAAGUUUUUUGAAAGACAUGGUGUGGAAGGGAGUACAGAUAGCAAAGAAGAUUUAACCCUGGAUAAAGCAGAGAAAAGGAAUGCACGGAUAAGGGCCUAUCACAAGAUUCAAGAACUUCAGCAACUUCUAGAAAUUGCCUACAGCAACUACAGACAGCUGGGAGGGAUAACUGAAGAGGAGAGGAAGAUGAAAAGAGAAGAAAGGAAAGCUGAGAAGGCUGUGAGGGAGCUGGAGGCCCAGCUGGAGUAUGAGCGAGUCAGGCGGGAGAAGCUGGAGAGCCAGCUGGAUGACCACCGUGCUGAGAUAAGCCACCUUAGGGAGAGCCUGGAGAAAACCUGCAUCCCCCCUGCUGUCCCCAUGGAAGCUGAGACAAUCGCCAAGUCUUGCAAAGACAAAAAGAAAAUAAAGAAGCAGCCAGCCUGCAGCCCAGGAGGAGUGUUUGUGAGGCUACGCUGAGGAACGACCCUCCAAGGAGGGGCAGGAGACUGCAAAGGUAGAAAGGCAAUAUUCCAGACAAUGCAAAGUUUGCAUGGCCCAGCUGCACAGAUGAGUUGUGGCCCUCUGCCUUUCAGUGAACUAUGGCUUUAGUUCUCCAGUUCUCUGGUGCGGCAGCAGAAAAUGUAGUUUAGCAACAGCUUUGCAAAUUAUAAAUUGACAUUUCAAGAGUUAACAGCAGCAAUGUCAUAGGCCCUCAUAGUUCGGAGAGAAGUACCUCUGUCUCCUGAUCUAUUUUGUACUGUGACCUUAGAAAGGAAAAAGUGCACAUCACCUCCUAGAAUAUUCAGGUAGGACCUUCAGUGUGGAAGCAGAACACAGUCUCCAGGAGAAUUACUUCUCAGCUGCAGACAGGUACCAGGCACCUUGAUUUUCAUCUUCAAGUCAUUCCUAAAGAAGCCAGGAAGUGACUCCUUUGUGAGGUGCCAGAUGAACUGCAGCAGCAGGCCUCUAGCUCAGGGCUGAAGAGUUUACUAGCUUAUGGGGCACGUUGUGAUUAGAAAUGGCAACCCUGACCUCUCCUCCAUACCUAGAAAACAUUUGAUUACUACACCUAUAAAAUUUUUUCUCUCAUUUGUGUGCUAUUGUGAAGUUAUUUUCCCUUUGGAAGUUUCAUUUUGAGAUUAUUUUUUUUAGUGCUCAAGUCCUGAUAUGUCCUCUCCUUAAGUACUAAAGAAAACAAAUCUCUGAGAAUUUCAGAGGUACUGGAAAAUAAAAAUCAAUGUUUUUCUGUGCACACUGAAGGAGAGGCACACUGACUAACAGCAUAAGCCUUGUAUCAGAGCUAAAGAGCAGAAAUUCAGUCUCAAGAGCUCACUUCAGGGUGUGUGAGGUGAUGAUGGUGAGAAGCUGCAAUAGAUGAGCUCUUUCCUACCUCACCACUGGUGCUAAAUGUUAAUGUAGGAACACUCAGAUAGUCAGACGGCAAAUAUAAGAAAUUAAUUUUAUUUUCUUGAAUGAAGAUAAUAAAUAAUUUAAUGCAUAGAAUAUAAGAAUUAGCAGAAUACCAGCAAGUUCAACUGUAAACAGAAUAAAACCUCAAUAAAAAAAAUUGCCACUACUCACUACCACAUAGUCCUUGGCCCAUAAAGGGCCCAUUCUUAUUUCAAAGUUAAUCCAGAAGGACUUCUUUAAAAAUUAUUAUUUUACUACAAGAGUCAAACCAAGCGUAUGCAUUUGUACUUGAGAUGUGACUGCUUCAGUUUUGAAGGCAUCCACCUGCUAUGUUGCAUCUCUGCAACAAAAGUUUUCAAGUCCUUGCAGAAGGUAGAUGGGUUAGGAAAGUCAGUGUGUUACAGAACAAUCCCAAGGAGUGUGGAGAUGGGAGGAGGAUGACCACCACCACCACCACCACACUGGCACUACUGAGAUGCUGAGUAUUUCCAUGUUACUAUGCCCAGAAAAUAUGUCUGGGUUCAUUAGAAAUACUCUGCACUACCUGAAAGGGGGAAAUUAAGAGUACUUAUCUGACCCAGAUCUGCUGUGCAUGGUUGCUCAGAGUAGUGGCAUUUCCCCUUGGAAAGACAAAGACAGAGAAGUUCCCCCAUUCUGCUGACUUCUGGGGUUAUGGACAUUGAAAGAGAUACUAAAGAAAAUAAAUCUAUGGAGACAUUUUAGUUGUACAUAAGAUUUUAACUUUAUGUAAACUAGUUUUCAAGAAAAAGGGGUUCUUUAAUAAAGGCCUUGGAGUGCGUUUUUAUGUAUGUAGAUAAAAACCCCAAAGGGCCAGGCUUCAAUCCAUCAGAAAAGUGAGGAACAGACUGAAGACAAAAAUCCAGAACCUAUGUUUAAGAUUAAUGUACUUGGAUCAGAGUAGAUAUAUCUGGUAUUAGUAUCCCCAUACUGGGAACACUAAUUUGAGAAUUGUAUUCGCAUUUCAAGGUCCUAUAAAAUGUUUAAUAUUUCCAUUUUAGGAGGAGCUGAGAGUGAGAAUGUUGGAAAACCAAAUUUAAUUAUAAAAAAUAUUAGGAAACACUUUGUGGUAUAGAAUAAGAAAUACUUUAAAAUUAAUACACUACUGAACAAGAGACAACAAAAUUACUAUUUGGCUACUUCCCCCCAAUUAUUUUGAUCUUUAGUGUUACAUAUUCAGAAAACAUUUUUCUUAUACAGUAAGAAUAUAAAAACAAAAAGGAAACAAGGUUAUCUACAGUGCAAACAUGAUCAUCAAACUACUCUUGGCCUGGGUGGCCUUUUCUCUGUCUGUAUUAGAUGCAGUCAUUCCAUUCAGAUCUACUUCCAGAACCUGUAAAAUCCCAGUGCUAUUGCCAGGCAAGUGAACACUGAAGCUGUUAAAGAAAACAAACCCAAAGAAAGGAAAUAAUUAGCUGAAUGCUGAAGUGUAUCACUUUAUACAUACAGGAAAUUAGCUGCAAACAGAUGGAAGAAAAUGGUAACGACACUAGAGCAGAGCCCCUUACACUUCAUGAAUUGCUGCAGGCAUGACAGAGCAAUUUGAGAAGACAGUGGCUUGCCUUAGAUGUCAUACCCUGCACAGCAGCACUGUGGUGGUGACAUGGGGGCCGAAUUCAGCAGCCUAAGGAAGCAUGUUUUCAGGGACACAUCCGAACAGCUACACUGGAUACUCAGUGCACCACAGGCUACAGGAACUUUUACUAUUGGAAGCUGUAUUACAGGGGAUGCUGUACCAGGUCUUGCAUUAGAUGUGGUUAUAAUGAUUUGCCACUGAACCAAAGACAGUGAACUGACGAUACAGGUACCUGACACAACACUGGGAUAUCCCAGCAGCACCCCUGACAAGUUGUCUUUCGGAUUUGUUAUGCUGCUGUUUCAAUUAGUGUUAGAAUAAAGCUAAUUACAUUUCCCUUUGAAUUUA
This is a messenger RNA of Chiroxiphia lanceolata (lance-tailed manakin), 5385 nucleotides long. It is a transcript of the gene ANKRD42, whose product is annotated as ankyrin repeat domain 42. The coding region runs from base 981 to 2510 and encodes 509 amino acids. The record is from RefSeq and is a predicted model, not a curated record. The transcript is spliced from 11 exons. Gene Ontology annotation, molecular function: protein binding. Lineage: Eukaryota; Metazoa; Chordata; Aves; Passeriformes; Pipridae.